Arctia plantaginis is the source of this 672-nucleotide messenger RNA. The record is from the annotation of a GenBank genome assembly. Lineage: Eukaryota; Metazoa; Arthropoda; Insecta; Lepidoptera; Erebidae.
AUGGUGCAAGUUCAAGUAAAUGAGGGUAUACUGGAGGGGGAGGAGGUCCAGAAUGAGUACGGAGGGACUUUCUACAGCUUCAGAGGUGUCCCGUAUGCUCAACCGCCGGUGCGAGAUCUUAGGUUCAAGGCACCACAACCACCACUGCCGUGGUCUGGCAUCAGGGAUGCUACCAAAUUCGGACCAGUAUCCUACCAGUAUAACUUAUGGGACCCUGACCAACCACUAAAUAUGGACGAAGAUUGUCUAUAUUUGAACGUUUAUACUCCAGAAAUAAAGCCCAGUAGUCUUCUCCCAGUCAUGUUCUUUAUACACGGAGGUGGAUUUUUAGCUGGAAGUGAGCCUUACAAAGCUGACAAUCUUGUCUGCCACGGGGAUGAUUUGGCAUAUUUGUUCCCUUUGAAAAGUUUUCUGGAGAAAGUCGACAUCAAAUCUGAGACAUUUAGGAUGAUUAAUAAAGUUGGCAAGCUUUGGACAAACUUUGCAAAAUACGGGAAUCCUACUCCAACUUCUGAUGAAAGCGUCGAAGUGGAAUGGAAGCCGUUCACCUUGGAGAAGCAAGAGUACAUGGAUAUUGGUGCCACGCUGAAGGUGGACUCGGAACCUGAAAAGGAAGAAAUUGAGUUUUGGGAGAGAAUCUUUAAAAAAUAUUUACCGAAAUAUACUGUUUGA